AUGAACGAUUCCUCAUCUUGUUGUGAUAUACCGGUUUUUAUCCUCGCCGGAGGGGAGUCUGACAACUUUUCUAAGCUUGGAAGUACACUAAUAAAGGCUCUGUUGAAGAUUGGGACCAAAACACUUCUGCAAAACACUAUAGAUAACUUAGUUGUGUCUGGGUUUAAAGAUUUGAGAAUUAUCACGAAUGAUGAGCUUUCCGCAUCGAUACAGGAUCACGUAAUUACAUGCUCCAAGGAUUGGGAGUCAUAUAAUCCGAGUAUUGAAGUUCAUGGGAUUUCCUUUUGCGAUCACCAAGGAACCACUGAUGCCGUACGUGCCUUUGCAAAGUCUACAGACACUCCUUUCAUGGUUGUUCCAUGUGAUUUUUAUGGAAAAUUUGAUUUCAAAGCGGUUGCAAGGGAACAUUUCAGGAGCAAGAGAUUAUGUACCAUUGCACUGGUAGAGAGUGAAAAGAAGACCGUCGAUAACCAACUUGCCCUUGGCGGAUGUGAAGUUGAAACCUGGGACUACAAGUACAGAGUUAUAUCGACUUUAGACGAAUCAAAGGGGCAAAUUGUUGGAAUAUCACAGGCAAUUUCAGUUGAAAGCGGUGAGAAACACGAGAUAUUCAAAUGGCAUUCCUUGAAACACCAACAUUGUGUGAUACUCCGCAAUCUGGUUGACGUGCACAUUUAUGUGUUUUCCAAUGACAUAUUUAAAAUGUUUGGCGUCUAUAAGAAUUCAAGUAUUAGGCUCGAUGUUAUCCCAUUUAUCGUAAAAAUGCAAGAAACGCCAGUUCUUAAGGUAUGCAUUGAUAGUGGAGAUUUACCUGGUCAAACUGAUGAAAUUUAUGAUAAGCAGUGGAAGCGUCAUGAACUUGACAAUGACUUUGAUGACACAAGGGUCUUUUACUUUAUUGGCUCCGGAGACUCAUUUAAGAUAUCCAGAGUAAACAGUAUAGAUGCAUUCUACCUUGCAAAUAUGAGGGAAUGCACUUCAAAAUCAGCUAGCGCAUCUGGAAGCAAAAUUACAAAGGCAAAGAACACAAUUUCAGGGGAAAAUCCAAAUGUGGACUCUACAGCCAGCAUCAAGAACUGUGUUUUUGGUGAUAACGUACAAAUUGGCGCAAAUGCAAAAGUAACAAAUUGCGUGGUGAUGGAUGGAUGUAAACUAGAAGGCGAGGUUACUCUAGACCGAUCUGUCAUUGGUAAAUCAGUGACUGUCGGUGAAAAGUCAAAGCUCAAAAACGUUGUCGUAUUAUCCGACUAUGUCAUUCCAAAGGAGACGCUGAUCGACAGGGACUAUUUGCCCCCGUUUAUAGAAUAA
Theileria equi strain WA is the source of this 1308-nucleotide messenger RNA. RefSeq lists its product as hypothetical. Gene Ontology annotation, biological process: biosynthetic process; cytoplasmic translational initiation. Gene Ontology annotation, molecular function: translation initiation factor activity; guanyl-nucleotide exchange factor activity. The record is from RefSeq and is a predicted model, not a curated record. The coding region runs from base 1 to 1308 and encodes 435 amino acids. Gene Ontology annotation, cellular component: eukaryotic translation initiation factor 2B complex; guanyl-nucleotide exchange factor complex. Lineage: Eukaryota; Apicomplexa; Aconoidasida; Piroplasmida; Theileriidae. The transcript is spliced from 6 exons.